AGAUUAUCUUAUUGGAAAAACAAAAAUCUCCCCAGGAAGAGGAAAAAAGGAGUGUUGAAAAUCGAGAAGGAUGAGGAUGGAGCGGAGGAGCUGCAGCAACUGAAGGAGGGAAACAGGCUGAGGAGACGAGGACAAUGAAGAGAAACAGAGAAGAAGUCAGAUGAGCUUUGGGCCAGUUUCUUGUCUGAUGUCGGAUCCCGACCAAAACCCAGUACGCCUGCAUCACAGUCGAGCCACGUGCAGAAGGCUGAUUCUUCAGCAUCAAAGGAUUCUCGUUUAUGUGCAGAAACUAAAGCGCCAGAACCUUCUAAAGUCACCAUUACCAAAGUGUUUGACUUUGCCGGAGAAGAGGUCAGAGUAAAUAAAGAGAUAUCAGCCAACUCCAGAGAAGCCAAGAGAUUCCUGAAGAGCCAGAACACAAAAGAAGAAGAGAACAGCUCGGCGUCCAGAGGACCACCUCCUCCUGCUGCCAGGUAUCGAUCAUACACGUUCAGAGAAAGUGCGCAGGACUCUGGCGGGGGUUUCCGCUCUUAA
Molecule: messenger RNA, 534 nt
Organism: Thalassophryne amazonica
Lineage: Eukaryota; Metazoa; Chordata; Actinopteri; Batrachoidiformes; Batrachoididae
Product: craniofacial development protein 1-like
Source: RefSeq, a predicted model, not a curated record